Messenger RNA from Dioscorea cayenensis subsp. rotundata (Guinea yam), 2006 nucleotides. Its product is annotated as rhamnogalacturonan I rhamnosyltransferase 1. Gene Ontology annotation, cellular component: chloroplast; cytoplasm. NCBI's taxonomy places the organism in Eukaryota, Viridiplantae, Streptophyta, Magnoliopsida, Dioscoreales, Dioscoreaceae. The record is from RefSeq and is a predicted model, not a curated record.
UAUGUAAAAAUUGUUUCUCCUUCCUGAUCAUCAAGACCCAUCCACAUUAAUUCACUUUGAAAAAAACCAGUGCUCAUAGUCUAGCGAAAGAUAAAGAAGAAAGAAGGGAUCAUUCUCUCGUGCAAAUCGAGGAGGAGAGAGGAAAAAGAGGGAAUUUUGGAGCAAUUGGGGCUUCUGAUCUUCUCUCCAGAUCAAGCAGAGACGAAAUCUAGGAAGAGGAGAGGACGCUGGGGGAUGAAAGCUUUGUGGUGGUGCAGUCAUGAAGGCGUAGCUGAAGCUGGGGCUGACGACGGUGGCCGGAGCAAGUGCGCAGAAGGUGGUCGGGGCGGCGUUGUCAAUGCCGCCCCAGAGGGCGCGGUUGCAGACGUGGUUCACAAGGGUUUGCUCCUGCGUCAUUGUUUGGGCGUGCGUUGCGCAGGUGUUCGCCCUAGGUCCCAUCUGGUUCAGCCCUCGCAUCUUCGCUCCCUCGAGGAACCGCUUCUUCUUCUUUGGUAGCUCUUGGUUUCCGAACUUCUCGCUCAGAUCUGAUUCCCUUUCUCUGCCGCCGCCUCUGUCUCGUCUGCCUUCCAGAAUUUAUAAGAGUAAUGGUUAUCUCAAAGUUUCUUGCAAUGGAGGCCUGAAUCAAAUGCGUUCUGCUAUUUGUGAUAUGGUGACUGUUGCCCAUUGGUUAAACCUCACAUUGGUUAUUCCAGAGCUCGAUAAAACAUCGUUUUGGGCAGAUCCAAGCAAUUUUGAUGAUAUAUUUGAUGUGAGGCAUUUCAUUGAGUCUUUAAGAGGUGAAGUUCAUAUAAUUCAAAGGCUACCCAAGAAAUUUUCUAGAAAUGCAUCAAAUGAUACACUGACAAUGCCUCCGAAAAGCUGGUCUGAUGAGAAAUAUUACUUGCAUCAGAUUCUGCCACUUUUCAAGAAAUUCAAGGUGAUACAUUUCAACAAGACUGAUGCACGUCUGGCUAAUAAUGGUCUACCUAUCGAGCUUCAAAAGCUUAGAUGUCGUGUUAACUAUCAGGCACUAAAGUUCACUCCUCAAAUUGAGGCUUUAGGGAAAAAAUUGAUCAAUAUUCUUCGAGGAAGAGGAACUUUUGUGGCUUUGCAUUUGAGGUAUGAGAUGGACAUGCUUUCAUUCUCAGGUUGCACUCAUGGUUGCACUAAGGAAGAAGCUGAGGAGCUUAGAAGGAUGAGAUAUGCUCACCAAUGGUGGAAGGAGAAAGAGAUAGACUCUGAAGACAAGAGAUUGAAAGGCCUGUGCCCUCUGACACCGGAGGAAACCACUCUUGUUUUGCGAGCCUUGGGUUUUGAUAGUGGUACUCAAAUCUACAUUGCUUCCGGUGAGACAUAUGGCAGUGCUCGGAGGCUCUCAGCAUUGCAAGCUGCAUUUCCUAGACUUGUUCGCAAGGAGAAGCUACUAGACCAUGAAGAUCUGAAGCAAUUCCAGAACCAUUCCUCACAAAUGGCUGCUUUAGAUUACAUGGUUUCUAUAGCCAGUGAUAUUUUUAUUCCCACCUUCAAUGGGAAUAUGGCCAAAGUUGUCGAAGGCCAUCGCAGGUAUCUUGGUUUCCGGAGAAGUAUAUUGCUGGAUCGGAGAAAAUUAGUGGAGCUUCUUGAUAUGCAUGAAAACAAAACACUCUCUUGGGAUGGUUUUGUUAAAGCUGUUCGUCUUGCACAUGAAAGCACGCUCGGACAACCAGCCUGCAGGAAACUAGUUCCAGACAAGCCGAAAGAAGAGGAUUUUUUUUAUGCUAACCCUCAUGAGUGUCUCAAGAAUGCAAUAGAGUGUCAUUAACCCGUAAACUCGUAUUUCUGUUCUUGAUCAGGGAGUUGUGCUUUGUAUGCCUUCCCGGUUACAUGUAAUACAAUGGCAGUAAAAGAAAUGACUGCUGUUGCUCCUGCUACAUGUAAUUUUCUUUUUCGAAGAUGUCAAUCUUUACUUGAUGCUCAUGUAAUAUCAUCAUAUUAAUUGUUUUAUUUGUUAUACCACUUGAAUCAGCUGUGUACAUUGUUUUUUGCCA